AUGCGGAAGAAAGGCGCAUGCGUCAUGAGGCACACUCCCCCCGUUCCCAGCGUACGGAUGGCGGAGCGCGGUUUAGUGACUAUUAGGUCAUGGCGAUGCGGGUGGUGUGCGCUGGUGCUUGUGCUGCUCCUCGUUGCAAGUCGCUACGGUGACAUCGGCGCUGUGGGGGUGCGCGCGACCAGAGUGGGAGAGGCGCGGCGAAGGCGGGCGGAUCGGCUGCUGCAGGCUCAAGUGAAAAGGAUGCUGACAUCGCUCGAAAGAAAUGCUGACGUGACGUCGCUGACUCAGCAGCAGACUACAUGCUCGUGCUACCGCGUGCGCAAUGAUUACUGCUGUUUCCAGUACAUGUGCAAGUGCUCGCCCAUGUGCUGGAACGGCUACGAGCUCAUCUCUGUGGGGCAGCCCAAGUGCGCGCCAGCCACAGAGCAUGCACCCCCCCAACCCGGCCAGCCCCCCGUGCUCACGCCUGUCGACUGCUCGCAGCAGCAGGAGUUCACCACUGCUCUCUACAGCUUCUUCACGGAAACUUCCGGGGGGAGCCUGGGCGUGCGGAGUGCAGGGGGAGGGGGGAACGGAGGGGAGGGCGGAGAGAGGGGUGGGAAUGGGUGGUUGGCGAGUCGGAGCGGUGUGGACUGGCGGUUUGGGCAGACGAUGCUGCAGACGUUUAACAAGACCGAGACCAACAUUGCUCACUAUGCUGAGAAAGUCCUCACGCUCCUCCUGGCCAACAACUUCACAGCACCAGCUGCACUGCAAACCCCAGUCACUCGCUUCAUGCUGCCCCGCGAUGAGAUGUUCGUUGAACGGCUCCGAAAGAUGGGAGCAGACUCUCUGUUCGCCUUUCUAAUGCAGGCAAUGAUCGAAUUCGCCGUCACGCCCGUACUCUCCUCUGGUGUCCACAACUCUCCACACCUGCUCGCUCAUAGGACCCUAGGAGACGCCCCAAUGGCAUUCGGGCUAGUUGAAUUCGAAUCCGCAUGGAACGCCGCCACUGAAGCCCGCCCCCUCUGCUUCGAAAGCCUCCUCCUGCCGGGCUUCUUCAAGGGAGUGGCCUUCCCCUCCCACCCCUCCCAAGGCACCUACCUGGACCGCCACCUGAGGAUCAAGCUGGGGCUGGAGCCUCCUGAGAAAAUGGUGUGGGGGGCGGAUGGGGUGAAGGGGUGGCGGCCGCGAGUGCUGUAUAUUACUCGGCUGGGGGCGGAGUUGAAGGGGCGGCGCACCUUUGUGCCGGAAAGUCAUGAGGCGCUGCUGAAGCUGUUGAGCGACCUGGACCUUGAGGUCACCAUGGCCGAGUUGGGGCACCUGACAUUCCACCAGCAGUUCGAAGCGCUUCAAUCAGCCGACAUCAUCAUCUCAAUCCACAGCGCCUCCUUCAUGAACGUGCCUCUCCUCGCACGCCGCUCCACUGUAGUGAUUGAGAUCAUGCCCUACAGGGUUGUGCAUGACUUGUACUAUUCGCUAACUCUCAACUCCGGAAUGCCGUAUUUCCUCAAGAUGUGCCGCAAGGGGGACGAGCAGGAGCGGGAUGCGGAGUUUAAGCAUUUGAAUCGCUUUGAUUGCAUGCGCAAGGAUGCGGCGUGUAAGGCGCACCAUGUGCAUUUUCGGAAGGUCGAGCUUACGAGCCAGGAUUUGCAGGAUUUGAAAACGAUGCUGAUGGUUGCAAAGGGGUUGGCUGGAGCGAGUUUGGGGGCGUUUGGGGAGGAAGUGCAGCCUGAUGAGCUGCCCGGGUGGGCAGAAGAAAAGUUUAAAGAUCAUCUCCAUUUCCAUUCAUUCCACAUCCUCAUCCUCAUCCUCCUCAUCCUCCUCCUCCUCCUCCUCCUCCUCCUCCUCCUCCUCCUCCUCCUCCUCCUCCUCCUCCUCCUCCCUCCUCCUCCUCAUCCUCCUCCUCAUCCUCCUCAUCCUCCUCAUCCUCCUCAUCCUCCUCAUCCUCCUCAUCCUCCUCAUCCUCCUCAUCCUCCUCCUCCUCCUCCUCCUCCUCCUCCUCCUCCUCCUCCUCCUCCUCCUCCUCCUCCUCCUCCUCCUCCUCCUCCUCCUCAUCCUCCUCCUCAUCCUCCUCCUCCUCCUCAUCCUCCUCAUCCUCCUCAUCCUCCUCAUCCUCCUCAUCCUCCUCAUCCUCCUCAUCCUCCUCAUCCUCCUCCUCCUCAUCCUCCUCAUCCUCCUCAUCCUCCUCAUCCUCCUCAUCCUCCUCCUCAUCCUCCUCAUCCACAUCCUCCUCAUACACCCCCUCUGCUUCACAUGGUUCUAUCGAGCCAUAACCCCUGCCAAAGAUUCUCUUAG
This is a messenger RNA of Closterium sp. Yama58-4, 2277 nucleotides long. Lineage: Eukaryota; Viridiplantae; Streptophyta; Zygnematophyceae; Desmidiales; Closteriaceae. The record is from the annotation of a GenBank genome assembly.